CGCGCCCCGUCCGUUUAGCUCUCUAGCUCUGGCCAAGCAAGCGACAAAUGCUGAAAGGAAGAGAAAGCUGUAGGAGGGGUCUCGGCUGCGCUGGCCUGAGGUCAAUGGAUUCCUAGAAGUUAGUCUCAAAGAUCUCUCCACAUACUGAUCCUACAGACUAACAUGGCUAUAUCUUUGAAUUCAUACGGAAAGUGAAAAAAGUAAUCCCUAGAUACAUUUGGGAAGAAGUUUUCAAAUCAUCUCCAGAAGAGAGAGAAAGGCAAAGUCAGACACCUUCCUGUUUGUUGGAGACAGGUCAGAACGUUUCCAUGUUUGGAGUCCAGUGGAACAUCUAUUUGAAUUCAUCUCAGCAGUUAUGGAAAAGGCAUCUCCUCUGCAGCUGCGUAUCUUUGAUCUCAAUUGCUGGGCUAUUCGCUAUCUGAGUAAAUUGCGGCAGGAGCGUAUUGAACUGAUUGGUGAUGUCCUCAACCAGGAGGGAUUUGACUUGGCACUUUUACAGGAGGUGUGGAGUGAGAAGGAUUAUUGGGAACUGAAGAAGAAACUGUGUACCCGUUACCCAUCUUCCCACUACUUCAAAAGUGGAGUGAUUGGCAGCGGGCUCUGUGUCUUCUCCAGACAUCAAAUCCUAGAUACUUUCCUGUACCAGUACUCAGUAAAUGGCUACCCCUACAUGUUCCAGCAUGGAGACUGGUUUGGUGGCAAGUCCGUGGGGCUUGUGGUGCUAAAGAUUCAGGGAAUUGUUUUCAAUGUCUAUGUGACUCACCUGCAUGCAGAGUACUGUAGGGAGAAGGAUGCUUACCUGCCCCAUCGAGUAGUUCAGGCCUGGGAGCUUGGCCAGUUUAUACAACAUACUUCCAAAGGAGCUGAUGUGGUGCUGCUUGGUGGAGAUCUCAAUAUGCACCCAGAGGAUGUUGGUGUUCGGCUAUUGCGAGGUUGGGUUGGCCUGCAGGACUCCUUCAUCGCUGCAGAGAAGGUUUCAGGUUGUGAGGACGGCUCUACUCUGGUGCCAGCCAAUUGCUUCACAAGCAAAAAGGAACUACACUGCUAUCCUCAGGGAAUUCGCAUUGAUUACAUUCUUUAUAAGGGUUUGUCUCAGUAUGAAGUAAAAUGCAACAGUCAUGAAACUACCACCGGGACUGCUCCCAACAAGGACAUUCCUUACUCUGAUCAUGAAGCUGUCAUGGCCAGUCUGUCUGUGGCUAAAACACAAUCAGAUGUGCUAAACCAUCCUACAGUUGAGCCAGCACUGGUGGACAUUUUGAAUGAAGCGCGAAUGGAGGUGCGGGUGGGUCUGCAUUCAGCAGAGCGCCAGCAGUAUUCCUGCGGUCGCAUGGCUGUCCUGGCUGUCCUGCUGCUGUUCAUGCAAGGAGCCAUGGGCCUGACUUCCAUCUUUGGUGGAACCCUACAGCAACCCUUCCCUAAGUUCUCCUUCUCGCUGCUUAGUCUGCUGGCUGUGUUGGUUUUACUCAUCUCAACUGUACUGUACCUCUUUCACACCAUUGAAGUGAAAAUGCUGCAGGGGACAGAGGAGCAAAUGCGGCUGAGACUACAGACACUCCAGGACAAGCUAAGCUCUGGAUGAAAUCCUUUGUUCCUGAAGCUGUGAUAGGGACCAAGAGACCUUUUAGCAACACAUCCUCUCUCUGCUGUUAUGUUGUAAGCAGAAGUAGUAAAGUGUGGCAGUAACUAGCAUUUGAUACUGCAAAUAUUUUUUUAGUUGAAGUUUUAGAACUGUUACACUUUCUGUGCUUCUAUUCAAGCCAUUAUGACAAAAAGGCACUUGAAGAAAAAAGAAUUUUCAAACUAAAACUAAAAUAGAUGAAUGAUAUGCAACAGAACUAUAGAGAAACCAGCAAUGUAUUUUUAUUUUUUUUAAGUGCAAACUGACUCAAACAAGGUAGUACUGUAAAAGUUGAUGUAAAUGAAUUAAAAUAAACACUACCACUAUAUAUACACAGA
Sceloporus undulatus (fence lizard) is the source of this 1959-nucleotide messenger RNA. It is a transcript of the gene SMPD2, whose product is annotated as sphingomyelin phosphodiesterase 2. Gene Ontology annotation, cellular component: cytoplasm. Gene Ontology annotation, molecular function: sphingomyelin phosphodiesterase activity. The transcript is spliced from 12 exons. The record is from RefSeq and is a predicted model, not a curated record. Bases 356 to 1582 code for a protein of 408 amino acids. Lineage: Eukaryota; Metazoa; Chordata; Lepidosauria; Squamata; Phrynosomatidae.